Sclerotinia sclerotiorum 1980 UF-70 is the source of this 1005-nucleotide messenger RNA. RefSeq lists its product as hypothetical. The transcript has a single exon. Gene Ontology annotation, molecular function: protein kinase binding; cyclin-dependent protein serine/threonine kinase regulator activity. The record is from RefSeq and is a predicted model, not a curated record. Gene Ontology annotation, cellular component: nucleus; cyclin-dependent protein kinase holoenzyme complex. Bases 1 to 1005 code for a protein of 334 amino acids. Gene Ontology annotation, biological process: regulation of cyclin-dependent protein serine/threonine kinase activity. NCBI's taxonomy places the organism in Eukaryota, Fungi, Ascomycota, Leotiomycetes, Helotiales, Sclerotiniaceae.
AUGCCUCAAUCACCUACAGAUGGCUCCGGUUCGAUGGCUUUCGGAAAUUCAACCCACGAUUCAGACGAUCAUUCUGACCGCGAACUACCACCACCACCAAAUCCUUCAAACGAUGCAGGUCUUACCGUCCAUCAAUUUUCAAAUGAUCGUGGAGUAUCCCCACCGUCUCCCAGCAGCAUUGAUAUUUUUACACUUUCGCCAAUAACGGCACUCAAAUUGUUAUGUGCUGGAAUUGAGGCUCUAGUUCAGUUUACAGGAGAUAUUCCUCCAAUGCCAGCUUCGACCGAAACCGAAACGACGAUGCCGAAUAUGAGAGGAAUGCAGGCAGAGAAAGAAAACAUACGACGAUCCGGAUCGUGGACAAACUUGGCCGGUUUUCGACAACGAGCUUCUGGACCAGAUGCUAUAGAUGGAGUAAACCUUCGACAAAAACCUCUCGAAAGACAAGAAAUUGUGCCCGCGGAACCAUAUAUCAUUGUUGGAGAGAAUGCCGAGCCUCUGAAUGUUCAGCAUAGUGCUAUUACACGAAGAUUCUACUCUAGGCAGAUUCCUCCAAUUUCUCUAGAAGACUACUUGAUGCGUAUACACAAAUUUUGUCCAAUGUCAACAGCUGUCUAUCUUGCAACCAGUUCCUAUAUAUACAGAGUAGCGGUCGAUGAACGGGUAAUACCUGUGACACGGCGAAACUCGCAUCGACUCAUAUUGGCCGGUCUACGUGUAGCUAUGAAAGCACUCGAAGAUCAAAGCUAUUCUCAUGCCCGUUUCGCCCAGGUUGGAGGUGUCAGUGAGCAAGAGCUCUCGAAAUUGGAAAUCAAUUUUUGUUUUCUCACAAAUUUUGAGUUGAAGGCGAAUAAAGAGGCUCUUCUACAGCACGCGAUAAGUCUGAAAGAGCUGUCUUCUUUACAGGGAGGGGUUAACUUCGUCCCGAAUAUGUCGCUCUUGAAUAGGGGUAGGACGAAUAUGGCUGCACAAGAAACUGUGGUAGAAGUAACUGCAGAUGCCUAG